UAGAACGCGGAAGUGGAACGCAGGAAUAGCAAAAGGCCAAUGUUUACGCAGCGUUUCCCGCACAAAUUCUGGCAUUAGCUUAGUUUUAUUUAUUUAUAAAUAAAAAAAAGCUUGUGGUAUCAUCGGAGAGCUUCGAUAGUCAGCUGAUAAGCACCCGCACCCAGCGUCCAGCGGCGCAGUAACAAAAAAUUGGCAAAUCCAAAAAGAAAACACCUCCAAGAUAUCGCUCCCGAAAGCUCAGCGCAUUUUCUUCGACCGGUGGGCCAGAUUUCGAUACAUUGCGAGCAGUGGACGCUGGACGCGGAGAACAACACCAUCACUACUGAAAAUGGGCUGUGACGAAAAGCGGGAGCCGGCGGGCGGCCUGUUGCGCGUUAAGGAUAUACCAGAGCUGACACAGGACCACUGUCGCAUGCGCGAUCCGGCCAAGGUGGAGCGCAUCAUUAACGAGUUCGUCUUGGGCGGGCCAGAGCGCAUGCAAAUCGUGUCGGACUUCGACUACACCAUCACCAAACAGCGGACGGAAGACGGCGGCGCGGUGCCCAGCAGCUUUGGUAUCUUCAAUGCCUGUCAGUCGCUGCCGGAGAACUUCAAGGAGGAGACGGACAAGCUGUACCACAAGUACCGCCCCAUCGAAAUCGAUCCGCACAUGCCUAUAUCGGAGAAGGUCCAGUACAUGAUCGAGUGGUGGACCAAGUCCGGGGAGCUGACCAGCGGCUUCGCCUUCGACCAGUCGGAAAUAGAUCAGAUAGCCGAGAAGUACAAGCAUGCGCUACGUGACCGCACACACGAGUUCUUUGCGGACCUGCAGCGACUGGGCAUUCCCACGCUCGUCUUCUCCGCCGGACUGGGCAAUUCGGUGGUCUCUGUGCUGCGACAGGCCAACGUGAUGCACCCCAACGUGAAGGUGGUGUCCAAUUUUCUGCAGUUCCGCGACGGACUUCUGGAUGGCUUCCAGCAGCCAAUGAUUCAUACCUUUAACAAGAACGAAACCGUGCUUGGAGGCACUGAAUACUACGACCUGGUGCACAACCGGGAUCACAUCAUCGUGAUGGGCGACUCCCUGGGCGAUGCUGACAUGGCGGCCGGUGUUCCAGCUUCCUCGCACAUUAUGAAAAUCGGGUUUCUUUUCGAUCACGUGGAGGCCAACAUGGAGAAGUAUAUGAAUACGUUUGACAUAGUCCUAGUGGACGACCAGACCAUGGAUGUGCCCAGGACCCUGCUCGCCCUCAUUGAGAAGCAGCAUCAGUUGAACCUGCUGGCCGGCAAGCAGAGCUCGCUGUAGGCGCAGGCUUCAGGGGAGGAUGAGGCGUGCGCGGUCUGAAAAGUACUUUGAGCCCCGUUCCUGCUCUCUCAUUAGCGGGAAGGUGCUUGCUAACUGGAAAACAACAGAAGCUACUAAUUAGGUGGUUUAGGUUUAGCCAUUUUACUCAUUUACGAAUGGAUGUGUACAGUUUAUGUAUUCAGAAUCAUAUAUUAAAGACAACGUUGUGCUUUGCCAAA
Messenger RNA from Drosophila kikkawai, 1503 nucleotides. RefSeq names its product cytosolic 5'-nucleotidase IIIB (gene cN-IIIB). The record is from RefSeq and is a predicted model, not a curated record. NCBI's taxonomy places the organism in Eukaryota, Metazoa, Arthropoda, Insecta, Diptera, Drosophilidae. Gene Ontology annotation, cellular component: cytoplasm. Gene Ontology annotation, molecular function: magnesium ion binding; 5'-nucleotidase activity.